AUGAGUGGACCUAGAGGCUCAAACGUUGUCUUUGUUGGGAACAUUCCAUAUGAACUUACGGAAGAGCAGUUAACCGAUGUAUUUAAAGAAGUUGGGCCAGUAUUGUCUUUUCGUCUUGUUUUCGAUCGAGAUACGGGGAGACCUCGAGGAUAUGGUUUUUGCGAGUAUCAUGAUUCCGAGACCGCAGCAAGUGCUGUACGUAACCUGAAUAAUGUAGAGGUUGGCGGGAGACAACUGAGAGUUGAUUAUGCCGACGCACCAUAUCCAACACCGCCGAAACAACCUCAAAUUGUUUCGCCACCAACUACUAUAACACAACAACCGAUAUCACAAACCGCUAUAGAAAAUCUCUCUCAAGCUGAACAAAACUCAAUGAACCAAGCUCAGCUACUUGAGAUUUUGUCAACAAUGAAGUUGUAUAUUCAAACACAUUAUGAACAAGCUCGUAUAUUGUUGACGCAAAAUCCUCAAUUAUCAUAUUCGUUAUUUCAAAUAAUGGUUCAGCUAAACCUCAUUGAUCCAUCAAUAUUAUCGAGUCUAUUGGUUCAGAACGCACCACAGCAACAGAAUCAACCCACACCUGUACAAAGUACUAGCCAAGUAGUUGGUGGUGUUAAUUUUGGUCUUCCAAACGCCCCCAACUCCAUUCCACAACCUUUACAACAAACAAUACAACAAUCAAUGGGUAUGCCAGGAAUGCUAUCCGUUAUGAGCAAUGCCGGAACUCCAACGUCAUACGUUGGAAAUGUUAACAUAAAUGAUUUACAAAUGACAGAAGCAAAUCAGAAGCUUCUUUUGCAAGUACUUAAUCUUCCACAACAGCAAAUCGAUUCGUUAUCGCCUGAACAGCGAAAUAGCUUAAUCGCGUUGAAACAACAACUUUUGCUUCAAACUAGACAAACGUAA
Molecule: messenger RNA, 906 nt
Organism: Funneliformis geosporum
Lineage: Eukaryota; Fungi; Glomeromycota; Glomeromycetes; Glomerales; Glomeraceae
Source: the annotation of a GenBank genome assembly